This is a messenger RNA of Ricinus communis (castor bean), 2006 nucleotides long. RefSeq names its product NAC domain-containing protein 37. Lineage: Eukaryota; Viridiplantae; Streptophyta; Magnoliopsida; Malpighiales; Euphorbiaceae. Gene Ontology annotation, biological process: regulation of DNA-templated transcription. Gene Ontology annotation, molecular function: DNA binding. The record is from RefSeq and is a predicted model, not a curated record. The transcript has 4 exons. Bases 583 to 1632 code for a protein of 349 amino acids.
AUAUACAAUAUUAUAUAUUAGUUGUUGCAUUUAUAUUGGUUGGUUUUUAAUCAUGAGUAGUUAUUGAAAAUAAAUAAACCAGCCAAUAUAAAUAUAAUACUUAAUAAAUAAUAUUACACGUCAUUAUAUAAUUUAAUUUGUGACGACGUAUUAGAUUUGAUCUAUUUAAAAAUUUCUCAUUAUGUAUUAUAUAUAGUAAAAGUUAGAAAGAAAAAAGAAAAAGAAGGUAAGAAUUGUAAAAGGAGUUAGAUUUUGUAGUAGUAAAGUCGGUUAUAGAAAAAGAAAGAAAAAGACGAGAGAAGGAGAAAAAGGAAGAGGAGAAAAUGGAAGGGGUUUAUGCAACAAGGAAGAAGAGUGACGUAAGGGACUGGGGACAACCAUCAACCCAUGCGCAAUUGAGCGGUCCCUUACUUCCUUCUUUUAUAUUCUCUCCCUUCUUCCCUCUUCUUUCUUUCGUAUUCUUCUUCUUCUUCUUCUACAAUUCCUUUUUGUCAUCUUCUUCUUCAAUUUCUUCUGUCUUUAUACCUAUUAAAAAUCGUACCCACUUCGACACCAACUCCAUCUUCCUCAGUACCAGCUGUUAUGAUGGAGCCAAUGGAAUCGUGUGUCCCACCUGGAUUUAGGUUUCAUCCAACGGACGAGGAACUUGUUGGGUAUUAUCUAAGAAAAAAGGUUGCAUCUCAAAAGAUUGAUCUUGAUGUUAUUAGAGAUAUUGAUCUUUACAGGAUUGAGCCAUGGGAUCUACAAGAUAGAUGCGGGAUCGGAUAUGAAGAGCAGAACGAGUGGUAUUUCUUUAGCCAUAAAGACAAAAAGUACCCAACUGGGACGAGGACUAAUCGAGCUACAAUGGCUGGAUUUUGGAAGGCGACAGGAAGAGAUAAAGCAGUGUAUGACAAGACAAAACUCAUUGGCAUGAGGAAAACCCUUGUCUUCUACAAAGGAAGAGCUCCAAAUGGGCAGAAAACUGACUGGAUUAUGCAUGAAUACAGGCUCGAAUCCGACGAAAAUGGUCCUCCUCAGGAAGAAGGAUGGGUAGUUUGCCGCGCAUUCAAGAAGCGAACUACUGGGCAAAACAAGAGCAUUGAAGGGUGGGACUCGAGCUAUUUCUAUGACGAAUCAAGUGUUGUUAGCUCAGUUGUGGAUCCAAUUGAUUAUAUAUCAAGACAGCCUCAGAAUUUCUUGGCACAGAAUUUCUUGUGUAAGCAAGAGAUAGAAGCAGAUAACUUAAGUUUCAUGCAUGCUGAUAGUUUUGUACAGCUUCCUCAGUUAGAGAGCCCAUCUCUGCCAUUACUGAAGAGGCCAAGCUCAUUAUCUUUGAUAUCGGAGAUUAACAAUAAUAAUAAUAAUGAAAAAGACGAGCAAGCUAGAGGGUGCAGCAGCAACAACAACAACAACAUCAACAACAAGAGAGUUACUGAUUGGAGAGCUCUUGACAAAUUUGUUGCCUCUCAGUUGAGUCAAGAAGAUAGAUAUGAUGGUGAUGCAGCUUCAAGCUUUGGGGUAGCAGAAAAUAAUACAGACAUGCAACUGCUGUUAUUGCAGAGUGGUAGAGAUGAAGAAGGGAACAAGUUUAAUGGAUUCUUAAGUUCAAGCUCUGAUUGUGACAUUGGAAUUUGCAUAUUUGAGAAAUGAAUUGAAAGGAAAGAGGGGAGUUGAUGAAGAGGUUUUACUUAAUUGUUUGUACUACUAUAAUGUUUGACAUAUAUAUAUAAAUAUUCUUGUAAAAAUAUAUGGUUGUGCACGAGUGGAAAAUUCUCUGAGUCUCUCCCUGAUUGAGAAAAUUAAUAAUAGUACCUAGCUGUUCUUUUCUUUAAUAAGAAAGAAUGGAGUCUCCUGCACUGAGAGAGAGAGAGAGAGAGAGAGAGACCAAAGGCUAAGCAUGCCUUUACUUGGGAAAGGAGAUUCAAAUUUACGAUCAUUGAUACUUUAUGAAUUUGGAGGGUACAUGUGUUCUUCUUCAUGUACUUGAUUUAUUCUAAAUGAAUUAAGCAGCAAGCUUAAUCCAA